This is a messenger RNA of Tuber aestivum (summer truffle), 603 nucleotides long. Lineage: Eukaryota; Fungi; Ascomycota; Pezizomycetes; Pezizales; Tuberaceae. The record is from the annotation of a GenBank genome assembly.
AUGACGAGCUCUACUCCUAUCGAGGACAAAAUCCGCCAAAAGGUAGCAUUUAACCUUGAAUAUUUCCCAUGAUUUGGGGAAUGAAGGGUGAGUACUGAUUUUUCGGGAGCGUAGCUUACCGUCUCUCUCUCGCCGAUAACCUUACAAAUUCACAAUGAUUCCGAUAAGCAUGCUCACCAUAAGGCCAUGGAAGGUGUAACUUCCAAAGAGACCCACUUUCGGUACUCGUUCUCCUCUUCCGUGAAAUAUCACUCUAGUUAACUCACUGGUAGCCUUUUCAUCACCUCCGCCGAAUUCGCGGGAAAACCUCAGCUCGCACGCCACAGAAUGGUUAAUGCUUUGCUCAAGGAGGAGUUGGAGCGUGAGGGUGGAAUUCAUGCCUUACAGCUGAGGACUUUGAGCCCGGAGGAGGAAGAGAAGCCGAAUAAGAAGGUGGAAGAGGGUGUGGUUGGAUGAUUUAGGCUUAAAAAUAAAGAUUACCUAAGCUACAAUAUCAAGUUGCUCUCUUAUCUGUGGUUAGUGCCAUGACACUGGCAGAGUUCUUUGAUAGUUUCUGGGAAAAACGGAGAGGCUUGGUAACCUAAAUUUAUGAUAUUACACGGU